AUGCCCAAGAACAAGACAACGGACAGUAAAGCAACCUGGCAGGACAGAGAAGUACUCUUCGACUUGCCCUUUUCAUAUCUAAGGCUACGCCCAGGGGAGAAAAUCUUCGACAGAAUAGAGCCCAUAGAAGACACGAAAGGAAACAGCGGGUCGAAGGGGCGGAUGGUGGUCACAAACUUGAGGAUUAUCUGGCAUUCGAUGAGUUCGCCGAGGAUCAAUCUGUCGAUCGGCCUCAACUGCAUCAUCUCUACAAGCACCAAGGUCGUAAACUCUGGUCUACGCGGCACUACUCAGGCACUGUACAUGCUAGCGGCUUACAAGACCAAUAAAUACGAGUUCAUAUUUACGAACCUGUCGCCUAACUGCGUGAGACACUACACGUCUGUAGUUGGAGUUCACAAAGCGUAUGCGGGUUCCAGAUUAUACCGUGACCUGAAACUUAGAAGCGCCAUAAUACAGAACAAACAGCUUCGGAUACUGCCUCUUGAAAAGAUAUGUCUGCACGAGCACGGCGUGUGGAAUUUGUCCAGCGAGUCCGGCAACCUUGGAAACCUGCUGGCGAGCAACGUACGCAUCGUGUGGUACGCGGAUGUCAACGAGGCGUUCAACGUUUCCAUGCCGUACAUCACAAUUGAAAGUAUUACAAUAAGGAACUCGAAGUUUGGCGAUGCCCUAGUGAUAGUUAUCCACGCAUCAUCAGGCGGUUACGUGUUGGGCUUCAGAGCUGACCCUCACGAAAGGCUGCAGCCGAUGCUCAGUGAGCUGCAAACCUUGCAUCAAGCUUACACCGAAAAACCAAUAUUUGGCGUGGAGAUGAAUUGGGCUACUGAGAUUCCCAAAAAUACAAGUGACGAGAUAGAGGAACUAGAAGAAAUCGGCGAACCCCGCGGAGAAAUGGGUCCGCAUUUGUACCUGGCAUCUCAACUAGCACAAAAUAAAGAAGAACCUAUACAACCUGUGUAUAGCCCUUAUUUGGGAUUAGCUAUAGAACCUUUGAAGGAAGGAUUCACACUUAAAAGUCUUUUCGAAGUACAGACUUCAACUUAA
Molecule: messenger RNA, 1047 nt
Organism: Parnassius mnemosyne (clouded apollo)
Lineage: Eukaryota; Metazoa; Arthropoda; Insecta; Lepidoptera; Papilionidae
Source: the annotation of a GenBank genome assembly